This is a messenger RNA of Haplochromis burtoni (Burton's mouthbrooder), 13639 nucleotides long. It is a transcript of the gene parp2, whose product is annotated as poly (ADP-ribose) polymerase 2. The record is from RefSeq and is a predicted model, not a curated record. NCBI's taxonomy places the organism in Eukaryota, Metazoa, Chordata, Actinopteri, Cichliformes, Cichlidae. Gene Ontology annotation, molecular function: NAD+ poly-ADP-ribosyltransferase activity; zinc ion binding.
UAUAAACCUAAAUGUAUUUUAAACUUUGAACUGCGUUUAAAAUAAAUCGCUGGCAUAUUAACCGUCUUCGCACCGGAAACAACAAUGGCUUCACUUUUCGCGGCGGAGUGAUUCAUCUUCACAUGAAACAAUCGUUUGUAGUGCGGCUGCCGGUCAGGAAACAGUAGUACGGUGGGGAAAAGUUUCCCGCCGUGUUUUAGUGUUAUCGCUGAGGUUCCCCUUUAACAGCAGCCAGAUAAUUAUUUUUAAUAACCCACCAUGAGGCGAGCGAGAAGUUCCAGAAAUAAAUGUGAAAGUGCACCAGAAAAUGGAGAAACCCAGUCAAAAACAGUGUGGCAGUGGAUGGGGGAUAAAAGACAGUGGGAACCAUACUCUCCAUCAGCCUGUGCCGUCUUGGACUCGGCCGUCUCUUCUGGGAAAACAUCUGUCACUCUCUCUCUGGGCUCGGGGACAGCCUACGAAGUUGAUCUGAAGAAGAUGGUUCAGAUCAAUCCUGUCACAAAGUACAAACGGAAAGUUCGCUGUCAGAAUGUAAAAGCAGACAAAUCUUCAGUUUAACAACAACAAAUAUUACCUGAUCCAGCUGCUGGAGGACGACAGCUCCAAGGUUUACAGUGUGUGGAUGAGAUGGGGCAGGGUGGGUAAAGUAGGUCAAAACAGCCUUACGGUCUGUGGUGGAGACCUGCUGAAGGCCAAAGAUGUCUUCAAGAAAAAGUUCUUUGAAAAGACCAAGAACGAAUGGGAGCAUCGAGAUAGUUUUGAGAAAGUAGCUGGAAAAUAUGACAUGGUGUUUAUGGACUACAGCACGAAUGAAAAGGAGGAGAAUCAGACCACAGUGGAUACUGUACCAAAAAAGAAAACCUCCGAGCUGGAUUCAAGGAUUCAGUCUCUCCUAGAGCUCAUCUGUGAUCUGAAAGCCAUGGAGGAGUGUGUGCUGGAGAUGAAGUUUGACACCAAGAAAGCUCCUCUUGGCAAGCUGACCCCAGAGCAGAUCCGAGCAGGUUACUCAGCACUGAAGAAGAUCGAGGAUUGCUUGAAGAAGAAGAAAGGGAGCAGUCGUGACCUUUUAGAAGCAUGCAAUCAAUUUUACACCCGCAUCCCACAUGACUUUGGGUUGAAAACUCCCCCACUUAUCCAAACAGAAGAAGAGCUGAAAGCCAAAAUUGCCCUUUUGGAGGCACUGAGUGACAUCCAGAUAGCAGUAAAAAUGGUCAAGUCCAGUGAAGACAGCGAUGAACAUCCUCUGGACAGACAGUAUCACUCCCUCCGGUGCAAACUGCAGCCUCUGGACUCCAGCAACAAUGAGUACAAGGUGAUAGAGCAGUAUCUGCACACCACUCACGCCCCCACCCACUGUGACUACACCAUGACCGUGCUUGACAUUUUCUCAGUGGACAGAGACGGGGAGAGCAAAAAUUUCCUGUCACAGUUAAGUAACAGGACUCUGCUGUGGCACGGUUCACGUCUGUCUAACUGGGUCGGCAUCCUCAGUCAGGGACUUCGAGUGGCCCCCCCUGAAGCUCCUGUUACUGGUUACAUGUUUGGUAAAGGUAUCUACUUUGCUGACAUGUCAUCAAAAAGUGCCAACUACUGUUUUUCCAACCAGAACAACAACGUUGGACUGCUGCUACUGUGUGAAGUCGCUCUGGGAGAAUCUAAUGAGCUGCUGGAUGCAGACUAUGAAGCAAACAAUCUGCCUGCUGGAAAACACAGCACCAAGGGUCUGGGACAGACUGGACCUGACCACAAAAACUCUGUCACACUGGACGGUAUGACGGUGCCGAUGGGGCCUGGCGUGAAAACGGGAGUGGGUAAAUCUAACGCUUACUCCCUCCUCUACAACGAGUUCAUUGUUUACAAUCCUGCACAGACUCGCAUGAGGUACCUGCUGCGUGUAAAGUUUAACUACUCAUCACUGUGGUGAAGCCUUGGGAACUGUGUGCCUUUGUGAAAUAUGGAUGAAUGUUUAGGCGUUUUUAGUCAUUCUUCAUGUAGCGUUAACUUCUAUGUUUCGGGGCAUGGGUGGGGGUUGGAUGUUACACCUGAAAACACUCGUUCAUAUAAGGCUGCAGCAAUUGCUCAACUGAGAAAAAUCAUUUACAGCUGUUUUGAUAAUAUAAUGAAUUGUUUUAGGGUUUUUUCCAAGACAAAAACUGUAGAUGCGUCAUCAAAGGCAUGACUAGUGGAUGUUUCAUUAUACAAUAAAUUAUAUUAAAAAGGAAAAUCUUGCAUAUGAAUUGAUUUUCUCCCCCCCCCCCAUCUUGGGAUUAGUGCCAGCAUUUUCACUUCUUUGACAUCUUAUAUCGAAUUGACUGCUGGGUUGAAAUAACUCAAAAUAAUCACUGAUGCUGGCAGCAGGAUUUGCUGAAGGUUCUGCAUCUCCAUAUAUAAAUGAGUGUCUGAGGAAACCAUGAGGGACCAACUGAGGGAAAACAUCAACUUUGAGUUCAACUUUUUCUUGGAUUUUCUACAGUUUCUCUUAUAUCCUGGUAUCAUGUAUAAGAAAAAGCUGUUGUUCGACAGAGGUUUGUUAUACUAGAUACUAGAUACUUUAACACGGAGAGGAUACACAAAACCUUUUGCACUACUUUUUGUCCCUGUAUAUGUAUAUUACUAAACGUCCUUGGAUCAGUAGAAGGUCUCAUUAUCAUUAUUAAGGGUAGAAUGGUUUUAGUGUAGGUGUUUGUUGUAACACAAAUAUUCUUCUGGAUCUGUUAUGAGGAUGAAGGUUUUUAAAUUUUGAAGAGUGGGAAUAAAAAUAAAUGACUCAACAUAAAGUGUGGUGUUUUUUUUUGUUUGAUUUUUAAUGGAUUUAAAUCUGAGACAAAGACGAGAUUCUAUGCAAACAGAUUUUUUUUUUUGUGUGUGACAUGAUGCGAGGAGAUUAUAUACAGCACAUAAUGAUAGAGGACAUUUUAAUCCACAGUCUGAAGUGUCCGUUUGUUUUGUAUAUGCAGUUUCACCUCCUCCCCAGGAUGUAGAGGAAAAUUAGGACUACAUCUAGGUAGAUUCUGAGAGCAGCGUUGAUGUAAUCUUCUGGAUCUGCACUGUAGGCCAUCCUCCCCAUCACCAGCUGACAGUCGAUCACCAGGUACUAAGAGAGGCAGAGGAGGAGGAGAUUUAGACCAGUGUGAGAAAAAUGCGAUCAAAUUAUAUUAAAAUACACUGUAUUUUAAAUUAAACAAAAUACAGCUAAUGCAGAUUUAUUUAAACUCCUUGAAUUAAAGCUGAAACUCUUUGUUGUUGUAUUUUAAAAGUGUCCUCAUUCGAAAACCUGUGGACCUUACUGGAUCUUGUUCCUUCUCUCACCAAUGAAAACAACAGAGCUCCCAGACAUCCAUAGAUAACUUCAGCAAUGUAGCUGUAGUAGAAUGUGCAAAAUAUCCCAAACAUGGCGACGUCCACGACCAGAAUCAACAAAGCACUGUUGCAAUAAGUAAAAUCAUAGCGAGUCUGCAAAUAACAGAAAGACAUAAAGACAUGAAUGUCAUUAUUAAAUAAUCUAUCAGUGUCUAAUCUUAUUUAGAUUUUUUUUCUGUAGUGCACAGUAACCAUGUGACAUAUGAAAUGAACAUGUGAAAUAUUAAUCUUUUGAAACUUGAAGCAUAUGAGUCUCAUAAAAUAAGGCAUUUCAGAUCUUUCAAAUGCAAGGAAAAAGUGUUUGCAUACUCUCCAAGGGACUAUGUUGAUGUAUUUAAAUGUCUUGGAUGAGAAAUAAUCUACAAUAUGAGCAAUAUUAAAUUUACUGUGAUAUAAAAAAAACCUGCAAAAUUAGCAAAUGUUUGCACUGAAGGAGCCGGGACCAGUGAUUUAUAAUUUUCUUUAAAAUGAAAGAUUGCUUAAUCAUUAAAAAAUAGAGGGGAGAUUAAAAAAACUAUUGGUUGGGCUGAUCAGUAUCGGUAUUUAUAAAUGAAUAUUUAAAAAAAUAUAUAAUAAUGGAAUCCUUCAACCAUGGUAUGAGUGGUGAAGUUGCAUAGUUUGUCCACCAGAGGGCAACCUGCAACUUCCCUGCUGGCAACACAUGUUGGAAACGCCACAAACAAAACAACCCUCUAAUCCAAGCAGAGUCGGGCAGAACGUAAAGCAGUGAAUAAAUAAAUACAGAUAAUGAAUGUUAGGGGAAUCUAUUUAUGUUUCGUGUGUCUGAAAGAAAAAAAAAUCAAAUAUCAGAAUAUUCGAUAUCAGUCUUACAAAUAUCAGUCAAUUAAAAUCAUCUAUGACCAAAUAGUUAAUCAGCUUCCCUUUCACGUUACAUUUUUCACUGCAUGCAUUUUGUGUUAUUCUGAUGUGCUGUGGAUUUUCUUUACAGAAACCUUUCAGAGUUUUGACUUCAGCUGAGAAAUCUGCACCCUGCUUUGGUGAAGAAGAAGAAGAAAGCUUUUCAAAUGCAGCGCUUCUGCACAGCCUGACGGUCUCACCUGCGCUGAAAAAGCGAUGAUUGAGAUAGAAAUGGCCAGCGUUACUCCCAUAGCCAGGAUCACAGCAGUGGUGUUGUGAAAGGAGGCGAUGGUCCCCGUCAUGUAUGACAUGCUCACGGUGACAACAAACUGGAGGUAGAAAAUUAAGUGCAUUAAACAUCUCCAGAACACGUGAAACACAUUUUCCACUUAUUUUCACUCAAAACAAAAAAUAAGAACAUAUCAAAUAAUGAAAACAGAACAGAACAUGUACAAGAAGCAAGGCCAGAAAGAAAUUGUGUGAACGUGGUCUUCAGGUAUGGAUGCUUGUUUCCGACACUGAAAAAACAAACUUUUAUAUUCGGGCAAUGUGGCCUUUUGGCCUCUGCUUUUCUAGUUUGUUGUGUUUGCCAGUCUCUUCCAGGAAUUGCCGGGUUGAGGUGACCUAGAUAAGAAAGCAGAACACAUGAGCAGGUUUGGUUUAAGGCUUUUUCUUUUUCUCUUAUACACACACUCAUUCAUACACUUGCCAUGCAUUCAGACAUGAAUGCACUUAAUGAGUGCUUUUAAAAGAAAAGGUGCAGCAGUGAGCUUCUGCUUGCGUUUUGCUCUGCUGUACGUGCAGUAUUUAACAACAACAGGAACAGGAAGAGCCUGUCCUAAAUUAACAUGCCAACCAAACCUGAAAUCACUCAGUGAAUCUGCUGCCCUUUAGAGAAAACUUUAGAGGUUUUGUUUUGGAAAAUGUAAAAAGCAAACUUUCCACAAGUCAUUUAGAGCUUUGAGUUCUCAGUUAGAAUAGAAAAGUGCUACAUAAGUGCCAGAACAUUUACUAUCUGUUUGUGGAAGUCUAAAUCUUUGACAAAAGUCAUCAGUGGUUUUUUUGUUGCUGUUGUUCUUAUUCUGACCUUUAUUUCCUUUUUUUAACAAAGUUAUUGCUGAGCACUUAGCACUUAUACUUUAACUUCUAGUUUUUAGUUAAGUGGUUCACAAGCUGAGGUGCCAUCCUGACUGCAUGACCAAAAUAUUUCACUUCUCUUUCCAAAAAUGUGACUGUGCCGUGUUUCAUAUCCAUUUGAUACAUGGUUUUGUUAUUUGUGACCCACCAGUGCCACAAUGUUCCACGGGUGAUGCUGGCUGAAGGACUUGCAGCAACUGAGGGCGAUGGCGACCACAACGAAGACGAUGAAGGAACUGAGAUAGACCCAAAUGUUUGAUUGCACUGCCUCUUUGACCACGCUGGAGAAGGUGAACACGCACACUACAGUGAAGGUGAACAGCAGCUGGAGCGUCACGAUGCUAAAAACCUGUCCCGGAAAAGAGAAAAGGCUGAGUUUUGUUUUUUAAAUUACAACUUUAUUACAAAGUAACUACACUGUAAAAGAAAACUGCAAAUGUUUUUCCUUAAAUUUAACUCACAUUAACAAAGAAGAACUAGUCCAACAAUGUCAACUGUUUCCUUAGUCAGAGGCUGCUUUGAAAUAUUAUAAACGUGGUGUCAAACAUGCAGUUCUGGAGCCAGAGUUGGUUCACCAAAGACCCCAGACCAGCCCCCAGGAUGGCCCAAAGAAAUCUUUGAUUUUUCAGUAAAAUGCAUACAGUAACUGGUGAGGUAACACCAACUUCAUCACACUGGAGUCAAAGAAUAUUAAAAGUUGAGUAUUUUUUAGAUCUCGAGACGUUAUUUCAAUCACAGAGUAAAAUACUAUCAAUGUUUAGUGCGUGAAACCUGUAAAUGUGAAGAGUUUGUGCUUUUCAACAGUCGCUGUGAAUUAUAAUAGCAAUAAACUUAAGCAAUACACUUUUUUAAGGUGUAUCAUCUGCAGAAGCAGGGUUCAUUAAGUGUUAUUGUUUUUAAAACAUACUUUUAGUUCUCUAUAUUAAAAUAAAGAUGGGUUGUUAUACAAUGUCUUUACUGGCUAGUCCCACUCAAAUUGGGUUGUAUGUAGAUCAUCUAUUCAUUUUCCUCAAUUUAUCCAGUUCAGGGUCACUUAGCAGCUGGAGCCUAUCCCAGCUGUCAUAGGGUGAGAGGCAGGAUACACCUGGAGAGGUUGUUAAUCUGUGGCCAUCCUAACAGAGUGGCAGCCGAUCACAUUUGGCCUGUUCAAUAUCAACAGUUAACCAAAGUGUGGGUCUCUGGACUGUGGAGAAAGCUGGAGUACCCGGUAAGGACCCUUGCAGGCUCAGGGAGGGUGUGGAAAUUCAAGGAUGCUUGUGUGGUCCUUGAAAAUAAGUUUGACUUCUCUCUUUUCUCAAAUCUACUUAUUUGUGCUCAGGAAGAAAGUGAGAGAAACAGCCUCCUUAAUCUUCCGCAUACAGGCACAAAAUAGUUCCUGAUUUUGCCAACUGUAACAUGUGAUUACCACGUGCUGCAAUUACCAGUUCAUAAAAUAAACAGCUCCCUAAAAGUAAACAGGAUUUGAAACACCCAACUUCUCCCACUCCAAGUGGCUGUUGUGUGAAAGUAGACCCGACCAAAACAUCUGGCUGCUAUGUUGACGUGCCAUUACGGCUUCCUGUAACUGGCUGUGAAAUUCAGGGUUACUUAAGUUUUGUAUGUUUUAAUUCCUUUUUGAUUCUUUUCCUCUUUUAUUGUUUCAGUCUAGUUUUUAGUUUUAAAAAUUGCUUUAUUUUUAUGAGCUUUUGUGUUAUUUUCAGUUUCAGAAUAUAGAAUAAUAUGUCAUUUUUCAGGGGCAAGAAAGUUGACUUACUCAUUUAAUUUAGUCUGAUUUUUUUAAGGUGCAUAAUAUUACUUAUUUUAUAGCUAAAUGGAAUUAAAAUUACUGAUCAUAACAACAACAAAAGAAAGCAGUUUUGUGUUGUUGUGUUGCAGCAAAUACAAAGAGUACUUGGCGCACAUGUCUCAGAAAGAUUUUCAACAUUUAUGGUGGAUUCUUAGAGUUAUCGUCCAAAACGUAGCGUACAAACCUUUCUAAUAAACCCUUUCCUCACUAUCUCGUCAUCAAAGGAAGAUGAGGACACCAGCGGAGUCGUUUCUGAUGAUAUCUGUGGGUUUAUGUCAUGGAAAGACUCAUAACGAGAGAUUUGAGGUGGUUUGUACACUGGUGGGGCUUCAGAGUAGGCUGGAGGCUGCUCUUCUUGGUAGGAAUGCAUCGAUGCUGAGGGGACAUCAGAGCCGGGAUCGUGCUGUGUCUCCUUGGAAGUGAUGGAGUCUGCUGACAUUCUGGUAAAAACUGAAAGUCAGUGACAAAAGAGGAACCAAAUGUAAAAGUUAAAUUCAAGUAAACAUCAGCUGUGGCAUGUAUAUCAGCACAAGUGGAAAGUGCAAGGCUUAAAAAAUACAAUAAAACACGAGGACGUCAUUAAAAUCAGUAACCGAGCUACUAAAAGAAUAUUUCUACUCAUAUAUUUGGUUUCAAAUAGCCGCAAUAAUUCUGAAUGGGGACAGAAGGGUCAUGCACAGCAUUGCAAGUCAGAUGCAGAUUGUUUUUUAAAAAAAUCCAGGCUUGCUGCUGACUUGUUACACAAGAAUGAUGUGGGCACUGAGAAGUAAAAUGUUUGAUUUCAGCAUUUACCGUGGGAAAGUUGGUGUUGUGUCAGCUGAUGUUGGCUAAAAGAUUUAUGAUACCCAAUUAAACUGAACUUAUUUUGCAAACUAUAUUGCAGUUUUCACACUAAAAUUAGACAUGCUGUCUUUACUUAAAAAUUAAACACUUGAACACAAAUGACCUUACUUUACUUCAUUUAAGUUUAAUGCACAUUACACAAUAUUAUUUUAGCUCAUUUUGUUACAAAUGAACUGUUGCUGGGAAUAUCCUUGAUCUUUUUUAAGUUAAGACUACUUGUAGACAAUGAAGUGUUUAAUGGACAGAGCUCAGUUUUUGCUGCAUCUUACAUGAAUUCUGUUUUUAUGGACACUUGAAUUAGAAGUCUAUAAAGGGAACUGACCCAGAGUCAUGGUGGCCUUUUAAACCUUUCAGGUUUUUGGCCACACUACGAGUGGAAAUCAUAUCAGACAUCCACAAGAAUCUGAACGUCUAAACACAGCAAAACUUAAAUAAUGAUCACAACAUCAGUAAAGUAAGAGUCUGAAAUUAGACAUGAUCAGAUCCAUGAAUGAAAUAAUGCUGCCUUAUUUAGAAAAAGCAGUCCAGAUAAUUAAAUGAAACAAGAACAGUGCAAAUUAAGUAAACUAUAAAACUUGCAAACAGUUGUUUUUACCAGUAGGAGAAGCACUGGUGUCAGGUACACAGGACGUUACCUUUUACAUACUGUAGUAUAGGUCUAUAAUAGAGAGUAAAUUAUUGUUCUUCCUACCUCUGUUGCUUGAUAAUCCCACAGUACUUAAUGUGAUGAAGGCUACACGUUAAACCUGGACAGGCUGACGAUGGCAGCUGUAUAUUUUACUUACGUGAUAUUGAGUUUCACUUCCUUCCACUUUAAAGUGGCGAAACCUUCUGAUGACUGACAGGGUUUAAAAACUCCUUUGUUUCUUAACAGAUCGUUGGCCAUUAAAGUGUCCAAGGACUUCCCAGGGUCCUCCUCAGUCUGAACUUCCAGAAUUGAGUGCUGUAAAAAUGAUUGAUUUUUACAUAUUCCCCUGUGUCAUUGUCCUGAUUGUCUGUACCUGUGUAUCAUUCCUCCAGCUGUUCCUGCUUCCCUGAUUACCUUAUAUGUAUAAAUAGUCCUCUCCUUUCCCUUAGAUUUUGACAUAGUGGCUGCAUCAUUCAUUAGUUGCUCAGUUGUGUGCCUUCUCUCUGCAUUGAUUUGGCUUCUGUUUGCCCCUGUUUUUGGACUUGUUUCCUGGACUGCUUGCAACCUGAAUAAAGGUUUGCCAUUUGUUGCCGUCAUCCUGCCGUAUCCUUUUUCUCACAGUCUACCUAAACUGCAGUUUGUGACAAUAUGGCCAGGCUUCUCCUUCUGCAGCAAAUUUGCUGAGUCCUUACUCCAGCAGUCAGCCUCUCGAAUCAUGUGAUCAGAAGCUACUGACUGUUCUGCUUUCAUUUUGAAUCUGUUAAACUUUCAUUCACUUUAACCUCCUAAGACCCGAACUCUUUCAUGGCAUGCAUUUUUAAUUUCUCUUUGCUAUUUGGGCUAAUUGGGACCUGAUGAAUGUAAAAACAAAGAAUUACGUGAUUUUUUUUUUUUACCUGUCUGUCUUUGGUUCAAAGUAUUGCUUAUGUGUGCAAAUGUAGAAACAGGUGCUUGAAUAUGAGUACAUUCAUAAUUGUCUGGUUUUGUUCAAAUUAUGAGGAAGUACUUAAAGUAUAACACAAAUAGUUCUUUUUUAAAAAUAGUAUUUAUAAAUGCUAACUAAAUACAAUAUUCAUAGAACUCUGGGGUAAUAUUUUGUCUUUGGAAAGCUGUCCUGAAAAUAUUCACAUAUUCAGUUUGUCUGCUGCUGCCAGGCAUAGACUGUAAUUGCAAUAAUAAGUGUGCAACCUAUUUCCAGACAACUCAUUCAGUGCUCACAUUUCCCUCAAGAAAAUAAAAGUACUAGGAUAAAUAUUCAUCUUUUGGGACAACACAAAAUAUUUUGUGUUUACUUCAGUUAUUUUUAAUGUCUGCUGUCCUUAAUUAAAAACAGUAUAUAUACACACACAACCAUAAUGAACAAACAGACACUAAGAGGAGUUGUUAUUUAAGUGAUAGCUUUUAUUUCACAGGUUUAUUAUUUUUAAAUUAUGACAUAGCUUAUAGUUUUGAAGACGGUUGUGGUAUAUUUUCAGGUCUGUUUACAUCACUGCCUCUUUUCAGUUUCAUUUUCAUUGUGUUUAUACAAAACAACUAUAGUGUGUGUUGAUAUUUAGGAAAAUCCAUUCUUUCCCCGACAAAUGCUGUGAUUCUUAUAACACUGGCUGCCGGACACUUCCUAAAAAUUUAAAGUUACUUUACUUUCUUCAGGUCAAUUUCUGGAGCAGUUCAAGCUUAGAGUUCAAUGGUGACGUCGAGUGCAGAAGAGGAAAUAGCUGAGGGGCAUCAUGUGGUAGAGCUGGGAGCUUCAGUUCACAGAUACUGAGGGGAUGUUGUGGUUUCAACUGUAAAAAGAACUAAGGCACAAAACAUGCUUUUAAAUGCAACAGUAACAUGUUGUGCCCUCCCUGAUUUUUAGAUUUAAUGCAGAAUAAAGUCAGAAAUUCGGAACUUGGAAAUGACCACAUCACAAACUUAAAGCUCAGAUUUCAUAAAUGGGAACUGUGUGAUGUUUGUCUUCAUUGCACAAUGACCCAUACCAUUGCAUAAUGGUUGGGCUGUGCUGGGACUUGCAGGUACCAGCUGCAGGAGCUACAGUAGAGCUAGUUUAGAUACUUGGACAUUUAUUUUAAAGCAUUAUUUCAAUUAACUGUAAUGUUGGUGGUCACAGGACACAAAAAUUGCAUGUAUGGAAUCUCCAGGAAAAUCUGAUCAAAACUGCUUAAAACGUUUGGUGACUUUCAUCUGAAAUAAGGAUUGGAAGGAUUUGAUUUUUAUUACUGCUGCUGAAUUACUCAUGCAUUUAAAUUCAGGAUUGUUUGAGUGCCACGUCUCGCUCUUAUAAUGUCUCUGACCUGAACACAGUGUACUGUGCUUUAUAAAAGCUCCUCAUUGUGCUGUCUGGCUCUCACAAACCUCUUCUAUGCUCAGCAGUGUGCACUUUGCUGUCUGCCACAUAUGCAUAUAAGCCUGAAAUAACUGAUAUGCUGGCUUGUUACUGAUGAUUUUUGUAAAAUAAGUGCAUUACUUAGUGGCAGUCUUUAAGUCAGCCUACGACAGUAAUACAAAUCCAAUUAUUGUUUCUUUUAGGACUUUAAAUAUAAAUGUGAUAAAGCCAUACAGCUGAGUAGACACUCUGGUUCACAGGUUGCCUUAAAUUGCCUUAAAUUUCAUUUAACUUAUUAUAGUUUUGUAUUUUCUAAUUGGUUUUUAAUUUUAUUUUCACUUUGUUUUUAAUUCAGUUUAAGUUCCAGCGUAGUUUUCCUGUUUCAAGUUAGUUUUUAUUGUCACAAAAUGUUUAGUUUUAUUCGUGUAAGUUUUUCUUUUUAAUUAUAUUACGGAGGGCAAAUGUCAGAAGUAAGAUUUCGGAGCAUCAGUACAAGUAUUAAAGUAAGAACACAGAACCUUUUGAAAGCUGAUGACUCACAGUCUUGGAGACAUCUAGAAACUCAAUAAACGUGUGCCUCAGCAGGCUUGUUGUAAUACAGUUUUUACCAAAGUAACAGAUCCUAAAACUACAGAUGUGUCCUAUAAAAUGUUUUUUCACAUCUAAUUAUUUUUAGUUAACUACAUUAACCUUGCUCUGGGGAACCCUUCCAAACAAGAACCACACUUGUUCAGCUUUUUCUGAUCGGACCAUCAUGAACUGUAACAUUUAACAUGCUAACUGAGGCCUCUAGUCUCUUAGAUUUCAAGUUUCUCAGAGCAUUGCAGAGUUAGUCCUUCGGCAGGACCUCGUUGGGACAUUUCACUCCUGGGAAGAUUGGCAAAUGUCUUGACCGUAUUCCCACUUGUGAAUAAUCUCUCGCUGUAAAAUGACAGACUUUUUUGGGGACAUUGCCUUUAUGUAUUUUCCCUGCUAGCUCAAAUCACAUAAAUAUCUUCUGUGUUUACCUGGUUUCAGUCAUGAGAGUUGGACCAUGAAGCGUAUCUGAAAUCGUGCUACUUUUAUGCAUUUUGUUUGCUGAAAUGUGAUGUCGUUUAUAAAUCUGCUUCAGUAGCUCAGAUGCAUUUUAGCAGCAAUUUUCAAAAUGGUCAAAAUGCAUUUUUCUGCACCUUAAGGACAUCACCAUUGUGGAUGUUUUUCAUCAUUUUUAGGAAUUAUUUAUUAUUGGGGGAUGACAACAAACAAGAACAGCCAACGAUGGCUUAAGAUUAGUUACCAAACACCUUCCUCUGCUUACUUUACAUUAAUUAUUAAAGAACAAGUAAUGCCUCUCCUUCUGUUUAUAAGAUUGAGGAAACCUGCAGUCAGCUGAGACUGAAGAAGUCACUUGGAUGAGUGACAGUAUCAACCUUUGGAGAUUCCUCUCCUUCUGUUCACAUGGAGAUGACAUGUCCAAUGUAACUCCUGAAAUCUACACAUAUGCUUAAGCAGGCACCGCAGUCAAGCUCCACAAACAAGGAGACACAUUUUUGACAACUUAAACCAAAACAAAAAUAUAUAUACACAAAACAGACACGGACAAAACAUCUGUCACACAUAUUUAUUGUAAAAAAUACAUAUAAAAACAAUUUUUGAGACAUACAAAAGAUCGGAGCUUAGAAACAGUAUAUUGAACAGACAAGGACCAAGCAAUUUUCUUGAAUUGUAUUACAUAUUUACAAUUUAAUAAAUAAAACUCAAUUUGUUUGUUUUAUACCAGAGUAAAGGCAGAUUGUCCAUAUCUUGGGGAUGCAGAUACCGCUGUGGUGACAUUUUAAACAUCGGUCUGUAAUCACAGGGCAGGCAGGGAAAUGGCGCCCUGUGAUUCGAAACCAAAGACUUGAGAAUAUUUAUACAAAAUACAUCCUUGGUUGGAGAGGGGCUAGUUUUCACACAGAGCAUUUAGCUAGCAUUGGUAAAAAUUUGAGGUAUUGCACCGCACAGCUUAGAGGGGGUUAAGGAAGUAAAUCAAGAGUAACGUGGCGGUUUUGGAUUGUCUGUAAUCUUUAUUGACAACCCAAAUGCCACCAACACCCCUCUGAACACACACACACACACUCACACAAACACCCCCCCUUAAAACCCUCCCAGCCAAAGUAUACAAUAUCAUAACUUAUCACCACGACAAAUGUAAUCUGAACAUCUAAAUGAUCAAUGCGCCUCCUCUUCUGCCCUGUCCCCCAGAACAACACAGACCUAAAUGCACAAACAAACUAUUUUUGGCUUUAUUUUUCUUUUCUCCAAUACAAAAUAAGAGAAACAUGCACAAGGCUGCCCUCUAAUGACGGGACAGGUUAUAGCACCGCAGACUGCAGAACAUUGGGGUGGGGGGAGACAGAAAAGACCAACAGAGGCUGGGGUGAACAAACCUGUGAGCAUGGCUCACCUCUUGGCCAACCUCUAAACCGCCCCACACCACUGCAGCGCUGAAAGGUAAACACCUUUAGAGCAGGCAGCAAAAGCAAUCAGUUACAAUAUAUUUUUUGUUCUUACUGCUAGAGUUUCCACUGGCCUACGUACGACCUGUAUCAGGCAGCAUCUGUUGAGCAGCCUUACUGUUUCGGCUUCCACUUCAGCUCAGCCCCCAAAAACAACACCACAAAUACCUCUUUGCACAAGAACCCCUUCACCAGGCAAAAGGCAAUCAACACACACACACACA